Salvia miltiorrhiza (redroot sage) is the source of this 1771-nucleotide messenger RNA. RefSeq names its product 5'-adenylylsulfate reductase 3, chloroplastic-like. Lineage: Eukaryota; Viridiplantae; Streptophyta; Magnoliopsida; Lamiales; Lamiaceae. The coding region runs from base 199 to 1602 and encodes 467 amino acids. The record is from RefSeq and is a predicted model, not a curated record. The transcript has 4 exons. Gene Ontology annotation, molecular function: phosphoadenylyl-sulfate reductase (thioredoxin) activity.
GUGCUGACUCCCAACCUCAAUAACAAUCAGCUUCUACCCAAAAACACGUCCACAUUCAAUGAACCUGCCUUCCUUCCCAUGUCCCCAUCCUUAUAAAAACCACCAUUUACACCGCAUUCCAAACAAAGAUUUUCGCACUUAUUCUCCGAAAACCCAGAACCCAAAUUAGACAAAUUAGAUUUUCGCACUUAUACGACCAUGGCAUCUGCUGUCACAUCUUCUUCAGCUCUUUACAGUUCUUCUUUAUCUUCUUCAAUUGACGAAGCCAAAGCCGCGCAUUUAGGUGCAUUUCAGCCGUUGGAUAGGCUCCAUUCCAGAACAACGGCCGUGAGUUUCGCAAGGAGGCGUGGCUCCGUGAAACCGUUGAAUGCCGAACUGAAGAGGAAUUACUCAAUUAUCCCUGCAGCGGCAACCGCGUCCGCUCCUGGUCUAUUGAACACAGAAGAGGUUACCGGAGGCGGAAAUGUGGAGGUAGAGGACUAUGAAAAAUUGGCACGGGAGCUCGAAAAUGCUUCGCCGCUCGAGAUUAUGGAUAAGGCCCUUGAGAAAUUCGGGAACGAUAUUGCAAUUGCCUUUAGCGGCGCAGAAGACGUAGCUUUGAUCGAAUAUGCGCGUUUAACUGGACGACCAUUCAGGGUGUUCAGCCUGGAUACUGGGAGGUUGAAUCCUGAAACGUACAAAUUCUUUGAUGAAGUUGAGAAGCACUACGGCAUCCGCAUUGAGUACAUGUUUCCUGAUGCUGCUGAAGUUCAAGAUUUGGUUAGGCGCAAGGGUCUAUUCUCGUUCUACGAAGACGGGCACCAGGAAUGCUGCCGCGUGAGGAAGGUUAGGCCCCUGAGGAGGGCCCUCAAGGGGCUGCGCGCGUGGAUAACUGGGCAGCGCAAGGAUCAGUCCCCAGGAACCCGGUCCGAAAUCCCGGUAGUCCAGGUUGAUCCUGUUUUCGAGGGGUUGGAUGGUGGGGUUGGCAGCUUGGUGAAGUGGAAUCCUGUGGCGAACGCCAAGGGUGACAACGUAUGGAGUUUCCUCCGCACCAUGAAUGUGCCUGUGAACUCCUUGCAUGCCAAAGGCUACAUCUCGAUUGGAUGUGAACCGUGCACGAGGGCCGUGCUGCCCGGGCAGCACGAGCGAGAAGGGCGGUGGUGGUGGGAGGAUGCCAAGGCCAAGGAGUGUGGGCUGCACAAGGGCAACAUCAAGGAGGAGAACGUGAACGGGGGUGUCCAUCCUAACGGAACCACAACGCAUGCUGAUCUUUUCGAGAGCAAGAGUGUGGUGAAGCUGAGCAGGCGUGGGAUAGAGAAUCUGGUGAGAUUGGAGAAGCGGAGUGAGACGUGGGUGGUGGUGGUGUAUGCGCCUUGGUGCAGAUUCUGCCAGGCGAUGGAGGAGUCGUACGUGGAGUUGGCGGAGAAGCUUGCAGGUAGGGGAGUGAAGGUAGCCAAGUUUAGGGGUGAUGGGGAAGACAAAGCAUUCGCGCAAGAGGCAUUGCAACUGGGGAGUUUCCCUACUGUGCUGUUAUUCCCUAAGCAUGCUUCGCGCCCAGUAAAAUAUCCAUCUGAGAAGAGAGAUGUGGACUCAUUGCUGGCUUUUAUCAAUGCCCUUGAGUAAUCCUUUGCUCCUUUACUUAUUACUCUCUGCCCCUGCUAGUAUAGUUAGUAAAUAGUAGUAUUGAUUUUGACUUUUGAGGGCUCAUUUUUGUAUGUUGUGAUUAAGUGAGCCCAUCAUUCAUUUCAAAUAAACAAGUGUGACUACGUAAUAUAUUUGCACGCUUAUCAAA